AUGGCGAAGUACGACAAUCCGGCAAGGAACCCCGACGCCGAGGUUGAGCAGGCAAACAAGGACCACAAAGCAGACAAGGAGCGCAGUGGCAAGCAGAAGACGGAGAAGACAAUCCAGGCGAAUCGGGGCACAGAGGCAAGGCUUGAAAAGGAACUGACGGUGACUAACGUCAGCCAGGAUGAGAUGGUCGAGGCCAUUGGUGCGACGAAGGGCAAGGGCAUGGUUGACAGGGAAGACGAAGCAGGAUGUCCAUGGCAACGAUGGAUUCUGACGAGAAUAUGCUUGAUGAGCUGCCCCGGAGGUCCACGUCUGCAGGCGUAUUCGGCAGGACGGAGGACGGGGUUUUCCAAGUCGGCUUGA
Messenger RNA from Symbiodinium sp. CCMP2592, 360 nucleotides. The record is from the annotation of a GenBank genome assembly. NCBI's taxonomy places the organism in Eukaryota, Dinophyceae, Suessiales, Symbiodiniaceae.